AUGCGCUUCUCCGCCGCCCUCGUUGCUCUCCUGCCCGCUGUGGCGUUCGCUCUCGACAAGCCGCUCGACAUUGAGGUCACGAACAAGGUGGAAUGCCAGCGCAAGACCGUUGCGGGCGACAAGAUCGACGCGCACUACCGCGGCACGCUGGAGGACGGCACUGAGUUCGAUGCCUCCUACAACCGUGGACAGCCCCUCUCCUUCACCGUCGGCGCUGGCAUGGUUAUCAAGGGCUGGGACCAGGGCCUGCUCGACAUGUGUGUGGGCGAGAAGAGGCGUCUGACCAUUCAGCCAGAAUGGGCGUACGGUAGCCGCGCCAUGGGUCCCAUUCCGGCGAACAGCGUGCUUGUCUUCGAGACCGAGCUGGUGGGCAUCCAGGGCGUUUCUCGCGAUGAGCUGUGA
Messenger RNA from Aplosporella prunicola CBS 121167, 402 nucleotides. RefSeq lists its product as uncharacterized. Gene Ontology annotation, molecular function: peptidyl-prolyl cis-trans isomerase activity. The record is from RefSeq and is a predicted model, not a curated record. The coding region runs from base 1 to 402 and encodes 133 amino acids. NCBI's taxonomy places the organism in Eukaryota, Fungi, Ascomycota, Dothideomycetes, Botryosphaeriales, Aplosporellaceae. The transcript has 2 exons. Gene Ontology annotation, biological process: protein peptidyl-prolyl isomerization.